Molecule: messenger RNA, 1775 nt
Organism: Galleria mellonella (greater wax moth)
Lineage: Eukaryota; Metazoa; Arthropoda; Insecta; Lepidoptera; Pyralidae
Product: opsin-1
Exons: 9
Coding region: 186-1334 (382 amino acids)
Biological process (GO): visual perception; phototransduction; G protein-coupled receptor signaling pathway
Cellular component (GO): membrane
Molecular function (GO): G protein-coupled receptor activity
Source: RefSeq, a predicted model, not a curated record
GCUUGCUAGAAGACGAGUAGCCUCCGCCUCGGCAAUCCUACCGCAUCACGAGAUUGGUUAUACUACACUAAAGACUGGAGUAGUUCGUGAAACGAUUUUCUUCAGUAUUUUUGGUAAUAACCAUCUCGGCGGCCUUCCUCAAUCCUGGAUCUAACAGUUAAUCGCUUAUCGUAAUUCGUGUGAAGAUGUCUUUUGUGAACUUGGACCCUGGACCGGGUGUAGCUGCUCUACAGGCAUGGGGUGGACAAACAGCAGCGUAUGGCGCGUCAAAUCAGACAGUCGUCGAUAAAGUACCACCAGACAUGUUACACAUGGUGGACCCACAUUGGUAUCAGUUUCCACCUAUGAAUCCUCUGUGGCACGGACUACUGGGUUUCACUAUUGGCGUUCUCGGUUUUAUCUCUAUCACUGGCAACGGAAUGGUCAUCUACAUUUUUUCUUCCACUAAGACUCUCAAAACGCCUUCAAAUUUGCUAGUAGUAAACUUGGCAUUCUCAGAUUUCUUAAUGAUGUGCGCUAUGUCUCCGGCCAUGGUUGUGAAUUGUUACUACGAAACUUGGGUAUUUGGACCAUUCGCAUGUGAAUUGUAUGGAUGUGCUGGCUCUUUGUUCGGAUGCACGUCUAUAUGGACAAUGACAAUGAUCGCCUUCGACCGUUACAAUGUCAUUGUAAAGGGUAUCGCUGCAAAGCCCAUGACAAACAACGGUGCUCUGCUACGCAUCCUUGGUAUAUGGGCGUUUUCCCUCGCUUGGACUCUAGCACCUUUCUUUGGCUGGAACAGAUAUGUCCCGGAAGGCAACAUGACCGCCUGCGGAACUGACUAUUUGAACAAGGAAUGGCUAAGCCGCAGUUACAUUUUAAUCUAUUCUGUCUUCGUAUACUUCACGCCACUUUUGCUCAUCAUCUACUCAUACUUUUUCAUUGUCCAGGCCGUGGCAGCUCAUGAAAAGGCCAUGAGAGAACAGGCCAAAAAAAUGAAUGUCGCUUCUCUUCGCUCUUCUGAAGCGGCUAACACGAGUGCUGAAUGCAAAUUAGCUAAAGUUGCAUUAAUGACUAUAUCACUAUGGUUUAUGGCAUGGACACCAUACUUGGCGAUCAACUACACGGGUGUAUUUGAAAGUGCACCCAUCAGUCCCUUAGCAACAAUUUGGGGAUCACUCUUCGCUAAAGCUAACGCCGUAUAUAACCCGAUUGUAUAUGGCAUCAGCCAUCCAAAAUAUCGCGCAGCGCUCUACCAGAGAUUCCCAUCAUUAUCAUGCGAAUCCUCCCCUGAAGACUCUGGCUCGGUCGCAUCUGCCACCACUGCUGUCUCGGAAGAAAAACCUGCAGCGUGAACACUUACUUCGACGACGACAAUGAGGCUUACAGCUCACCGGACGCACGAUAUUGCUAAAGCGAUGUUAUUUAUUAUUUUUAUACGCAAACAUUUACAUUUAUACGAUUUCUAAACUCGAACACAGAGCGUGUGCUGGUUGCAAAAUAUUCAGGCAAUUGUAAAUUACGUUUUUGUUAUUUGUCACCUGCGUAUUUUGAGUUCACGUUUUGUGUCUCGAGUUGAACGUUGCACACAUUUCUUACACCUAUAUAUACUCCAGAGGCCAGCGAUAUAAAAAAAAAUACAAAAAAUACAACAUGAAUAAAUGUCGCUAAGCCGCCCCUACCAUGAGACUGCUCCUAUAGGAUAUAGAUACUCCAAUAGAUAUCUUUACGACGAACAAAUGCUCUGUAUCUUGGACCAAUAAAAUAUAUGAAGCAAAGUGGUUAAUGACCACAAA